Messenger RNA from Ichthyophthirius multifiliis, 1778 nucleotides. RefSeq lists its product as hypothetical. Gene Ontology annotation, cellular component: intracellular anatomical structure. NCBI's taxonomy places the organism in Eukaryota, Ciliophora, Oligohymenophorea, Hymenostomatida. The transcript is spliced from 5 exons. The record is from RefSeq and is a predicted model, not a curated record. Gene Ontology annotation, molecular function: protein binding.
UUAGUAUAAAUACAAAAUAUAAAAAUAUGUAAGAUUAUUAUCCCUUUAACUUAGGAUAAUAUACAAAAAGAAUCACAACAUCUAAAAAAGAGACAUAAAUAUGGUUUGACCGUGCAUUAUUGUAAAUGUAUUCGUUUAAUCAUGAAGAAACCUUGAAUUGCUGUGAAAAAGCAUUAGAAUAUGACUAAAAUUGUGCUAUGAUUUACUUUUUAAAAUCCAUAGCAUAAGGAAUAAAUUAUAACAACUGUCCUGAAUAUCUAAACCCUAUCCAAGCACAUAAUCAACAUGAAAGCUGGAAAAAAGCAAACGAAAAUAAAGAAAAAUGCUCAGAAUAAGAAAAAGAUUUAAUAUAAGCUCUUCAAUAUAAAGUCGGAAAUGGCAAAAGCCUUCUACAUAAAUAAAACGAUAUAAACUUUGCAAAUAAAAUGAGAAAAAUAUACAAAAAAUAUCCCUAAGAUGAUUUCAUAGCUGAAAUAUUUGCAGAAUCAUUAAUGAAUUUAAGACCUUGGAAUUUGUGGGUAUAAAAACAAGAAAAUGGUCUAAAAUAUGGCGAUCCUUAUCAAGAUACAUUAGAAAUAAAAGAAGUCUUAGAAAAAGGUUUAGAAUAUAAUUAAGAUCAUUUAGGAUUAAGACAUUUAUGGAUUCAUUUGAUGGAAUAAUCACCUUAUCCAGAAAAAGCUUUAGAAUAAAAUUUUAAUAAAUCUUUGAUUUAAUUAUCACCAGAUUCAGGACAUUUAAAUCAUAUGCCAUCUCAUAUUUAUAUAUUAUGUGGUAAAUACGAAGAAUCAAUAAAAGUAAAUGAAUUAGCUAUUAAAAAUGAUGAAAAAUAUUUUUAAUAUAGAAAUUAAUAAAAAUAUCCAAGCUUUUGUUCUUAUAUUGGUUUUAUAUGUCACAAUAUUACUUUAUUAAUAUAUUCUGCUAUGUUUGCAGGACAAUAUGAAAAAUCCUAUAAAGGAGGCGAGUAUUUAUUACAAAUUUUAAAUAUAAAUUGCUUAAAAGAUAAUUCUUCUAUUUUUUUUCCUUCUACUGCUUUUCGGCUUGAAAGUUUUGUUCCUAUAAUACUUCAUGUAUAUAUAAGAUUUGGUAAAUGGGAAGAAAUAAUAAAAGAUGAGCCUUUUGGAUAAUUUUUAUCAUUAAAUUAAGUUUUUUCUAAUCCAGAUUUAUAUUAAAGUACAAUUGCUACUUUAUAUUAUUCAAAAGGAAUUGCAUAUUCAGUUUUAGCUGGAAAAAAUUUAAAUGAAAAAAAUAAUUUACUUAACAAAGCCUAAAAACAAAUUGACUUAUUCAAUUAGGCAUUUAAUUAAAUCGGUAAUAAUAGGUUUUUACAUAAUUGUAAUAUGAAAGAUGUUCUUGCAGUUGCACAUGAUAUGAUUAUUGGAGAAUACGAAUAUAGGUGUUAAAAUUAUCAAAAGGCUUUCCAAUAUUUAAGAAACGCAGUUUAAAAAGACGAUAAUUUACCUUAUGAUGAACCUUGGGGAUGGAUGAUUCCAACAAGACAUGCAUUAGGAGCUUUAUUAUUAGAAUGUGGAAUAGAUAAUAAAAAUAAAAGUUAUAUAUAAGAAGCAGAAUUGGUUUAUAGAUAAGAUUUAGGAGAAGGAGUUAUUAGAUCAGUUGCUCAUCCUAAUAAUAUAUGGAGUUUAGUUGGUUUAUAUAAAUGUUUAAUAUAAUAAGGAAAAAAAGAAUAAGCUAGCAAGUUUAAAAAUAUUUUAGAUGAAAAAAUUUUAAAUACUGACAUUUCAAUAAUUUCUAGUUGUAUGUGCAGCUUUAAAAAAAAUUGA